Molecule: messenger RNA, 1470 nt
Organism: Scomber japonicus (chub mackerel)
Lineage: Eukaryota; Metazoa; Chordata; Actinopteri; Scombriformes; Scombridae
Gene: ppa2
Product: inorganic pyrophosphatase 2
Exons: 12
Coding region: 30-1061 (343 amino acids)
Biological process (GO): phosphate-containing compound metabolic process
Cellular component (GO): cytoplasm
Molecular function (GO): inorganic diphosphate phosphatase activity; magnesium ion binding
Source: RefSeq, a predicted model, not a curated record
CCGAGGAGAGAGGGGAACAAGUGUCCAGGAUGAGGCUGCUGCUACGCUCUUCUCUCGGCUGCUUGGUGACAACUUUCGGGUCCUUUUCCGCCUCUCGGAACAAACUCCUCACACACGUUGCGGCUGUACCUCAUCUGUAUAAUUUUAGAAAAACGAUGCACUUUCAAAUCGAAGAGAGAGGACACCCUAAUUCUCCCGACUACCGGAUUUAUUUUAAAACUUCUGAAGGGAAAUACAUUUCACCAUUCCAUGACAUUCCACUGACAGCAGAGCCAGAGCAGGAUAAUGAUUUGCCUGCUAAAAGACCGAAGAAGAAUGACAGUGAGGUGCUCUUCAACAUGGUUGUGGAGGUACCUCGAUGGACAAAUGCUAAAAUGGAGAUUGCAACAAAGGAACCUUUAAACCCCAUCAAACAAGAUGUCAAGAAAGGCAAGCUGCGAUAUGUUGCCAACAUAUUUCCUCAUAAAGGUUACAUUUGGAACUAUGGGGCAAUCCCACAGACAUGGGAGGACCCAAACCACACAGACAAAGACACUAAGUGCUGUGGUGACAAUGAUCCCAUUGACGUUUGUGACAUUGGCACCCAGGUGUGCUCUCCAGGUCAGGUGAUUAAAGUAAAGGUGCUCGGCAUCUUGGCCAUGAUUGACGAGGGAGAAAUGGACUGGAAGGUCAUUGCUAUCAAUGCUGAUGACCCAGAUGCCAAAAACCUAAAUAGUAUAGAGGAUGUCCGCAAAAGCAGGCCUGGUCAUUUAGAGGCCACCGUCGACUGGUUCAGGAAAUAUAAAGUGCCUGAUGGAAAGCCUGAGAACCAAUUUGGGUUCAACGGACAAUUCAAAGACAAAGACUUUGCCGUUGAGAUCAUUAAGUCCACCCAUGAGCACUGGAGGGCACUAGUGCAGAAGAAGACGAAUAGUGGAGGGAUUGAAUGCAAAAAUGUCUCUUGUUGUGAGAGUCCUUUCAAAUGCAGUACUGAUGAAGCCAGAGAUGCCGUCCAAUCGUCCCCUCCUAUUGGUAAACCACAUCUGGUGCCUCCAGAAGUGGACAAGUGGCACUUUGUCUGAAUGACUGUGAAGCACUGAAGACAAUAUGGAAACCAGCAAAAAACAUCUUUACACCUUAUGAAGCACUACCAACACUGCUUCAUCAUUUGUAUGCAGCUGAAUUUAUUUUUUGGUAAGAACUACUGUAAUUCUCAGCUGGCAUAUCAGUUACCAUCAAUGUGUAAAACUAAAAGGGUAAUCACAUGGAUAACAAAAGGAUCAGUGCAUUGACAAUAUAAGCAGCUGAAAAUGACUGAAAUCUGUUUUGAUUAUGUUGAGUUUUGAACCAGAGAUGAAAUGUAUUACUAAUAUGACCUAUUUAAAGGCAAUGCCCUAUUUUUCUCUAAGACUAUUGUCAGUUUGUGCUUGUAACCACAACUAUGACACAAUUUGUAUGUAACAAGUAAGCAAUUUCUUCUUUGGGUAAAUA